AUGGCACCUACCGCACUCCGCGAAUCUCCCACUCCUCCCCCUGCCGCCGUCACCAAGGCCAGCGGCAAAGCCCUCGAGGACCUCUCCGACGCCAUCGACGACGUCAACAGCAUCAAGUACGACUCGGCCUCGCAGUUCGACGCCGCCAAGGACAAGGCCGCCUUCCGGCAGUACGAGACGGCCUGCGACCGCGUCAAGGCCUUCUACCGCGAGCAGCACGCCAAGCAGACCGUCGCCUACAACCUCGCCGCCCGCGCGCGCUUCCGCUCCGCCGCGCGCCCGCGCCCGCGCCUCACCGUCUGGCAGGCCAUGGAGCGCCUCGACGCCCUCGUCGACGAGUCCGACCCGGACACGUCGCUCUCCCAGAUCGAGCACCUGCUGCAGUCCGCCGAGGCCAUCCGCCGUGACGGCAAGCCGCGCUGGAUGCAGGUCACCGGCCUCAUCCACGACCUCGGCAAGCUCAUGCUCUUCUUCGACGACCUCGGCACCCAGGGCCAGUGGGACGUCGUCGGCGACACCUUCCCCGUCGGCUGCGCGUUUGACCCCCGCAUCGUCCUCGCCGAGGAGACCUUUGCGGCCAACCCGGACGCGCGCGACCCGACCUACAGCACGCCGCUCGGCAUCUACGCGGAAGGGUGCGGCCUGGACAACGUCAUGCUCAGCUGGGGCCACGACGAGUAUCUCUACCACGUCGUACGCGACCAGUCCACCCUGCCCGACGAGGCCCUCGCCAUGAUCCGCUACCACUCCUUCUACCCCUGGCACCGCGAGGGCGCCUACCGCCACCUCAUGUGCCCCAAGGACUGGGACAUGCUCAAGGCCGUCCAGGCCUUCAACCCGUACGACCUGUACAGCAAAAGUGACGACGUCCCCAGCGUCGAGGAGCUCAAGCCCUACUACAUGGAGCUGAUUGACAAGUUCUUCCCGCAAAAGGUGUUGCAGUGGUAG
Molecule: messenger RNA, 948 nt
Organism: Cordyceps fumosorosea ARSEF 2679
Lineage: Eukaryota; Fungi; Ascomycota; Sordariomycetes; Hypocreales; Cordycipitaceae
Product: inositol oxygenase
Exons: 1
Coding region: 1-948 (315 amino acids)
Biological process (GO): inositol catabolic process
Cellular component (GO): cytoplasm
Molecular function (GO): inositol oxygenase activity; iron ion binding
Source: RefSeq, a predicted model, not a curated record